Messenger RNA from Seminavis robusta, 383 nucleotides. NCBI's taxonomy places the organism in Eukaryota, Bacillariophyta, Bacillariophyceae, Naviculales, Naviculaceae. The record is from the annotation of a GenBank genome assembly.
CCAUCCCAACACAAACAAAAACGGCAGCAACCACAGCAACACCCCAACCAGACAGCAACCAUGUCCACCUUUUCUGACGAACAACUGCAGCAAUUUAUCUUUGAUGCCUUGGAGGCUCCCUGCAAGCAACCACAGCCACGUGCCAAGAGAAGCUCUAACAAGAAGCCAGGGAAGCAAAGGGUCAGCAAAAGCAUGUCGUCAUCAUCAUCAUCCUCUGCCAUGUCAUCAUCAGUCUCAUCAUCUACAUUAUCCAGAAGCCAGUUGGAUCCAGAAGAUAUUAUUUACAUUUUGGAGACCUAUGCUGAUGCAGAUGAUGGCAGUGCAGAUUUGUACCUGAAAUGCUUGAAGCACUCAUCCUAAUCAAGGUUCAGUAUUAUUGAGCA